Molecule: messenger RNA, 1437 nt
Organism: Motacilla alba alba
Lineage: Eukaryota; Metazoa; Chordata; Aves; Passeriformes; Motacillidae
Product: fibrinogen-like protein 1-like protein
Exons: 3
Coding region: 138-965 (275 amino acids)
Source: RefSeq, a predicted model, not a curated record
UCUUUGCAAUCCAGAACCAUAGGCACCUCCACCUCAGCUGGUGUUUUCUGUAGGCGCAAAGGAAACCAACCUGAUCUGUUCCAGCAGAAAAGGGAGGUAGGACCCGCUCAGCCCGCCCAGUGCAGAGGGCACUACAAAUGCCUCGGUGUGAGCAGCCAGCACAGAGCUCUGCGCUCCAGAGGGCAUUUCCGCAGGGAGCAAUGGCAGCUCCGUGUCUUCUGCUCCUUGCUUCCCUGCUCAUCUUGGCUUCACCGGGCCAUUCUGUGCACACGCAAAGCCUAAACACCUUCACGAAAUCUUCCUCCAACACUUCAUCGAGUGUUCUGAAGAGAACCACUUGGCCCAGGGACUGCAGCGAGGUUCCAGCUGGCAGCCCCAGUGGUGUCUACAUCAUCCAGCCCACGGGCCUGCACCCCAUCAUGGUGUACUGCGAGAUGAGCGGGGCAGACGGGGGCUGGACCGUCAUCCAGAGGAACCGGCGGGACACGGAUAUCACCUGGGCCGAGUCCUGGAGCACCUACAAGCACGGCUUUGGGAACGUGCACACCGAGUUCUGGCUGGGCACCGAGUACAUCCACCAGAUCACCCGGCAGAAGAUCUACCAGGUCAGGUUUGUCAUCUGGGAUGCUGCAAACAACAUGAGGUUCGCAGACUACAACCUGUUCAGCCUGGAUGAUGAGUCCCAGGGCUACCGGCUCAGGCUGGGAGUGCACUCGGGGACAGCAGAGGAUGCCAUGGAUUCAGACAAUCCCAGGAAAGUGCACAACAAUAUGAAGUUCUCCACAAAGGAUCGGGAUCAGGACACGUACAGAGGGAACUGUGCCUCACGCUAUGGGGGUGGGUGGUGGUACUCAGCAUGUUACUCUGUGCAGCUCAACGUCAAGGGGGGCCUGACGUGGGGCAAGCUGUGCAAGGGGAACUGCAGAGCCUCGGCCAUCCUCAUCAAACCAACUCCACACCCCUAGAACUCCUGCCCCCUUCUGUCCACAUGCAGCACAUGGCCAGGCCAGUGCCCUGCUGGGGCCCAUUCCAUGAUGAGGCCUUGGGGGUGAAUAGGGUUGUUCCUCUGUAUCAAGAACUGCUUUGUUUUCCUCCUGUCCUGAAAAGUAGCAAAGCUCCUUGCUCUGUCUCUGGCCAUUCACCUGUGGUGGGUUUUGGGGAGAAUAGUAUUAGAGCUCAUCUUUAUAAACGCUGCAGUAUCCAAGCAUGUUCCUUCUGGGGAGAACUCUGUGCUCUUAAACCUAAAACCCUCCUGAUCAGCAUGGUCUUAUGCUCUUUUUGAUUUGUGGGUACAGAUGUUUUCAGCAGAAAAAUAUCCACCAUCACCAGCUAACCUGACCUAAGCAAUACUGACCCCAGGGCAGGCCAUGUCCACAACACAUCACUGCUGGAGUCCCUGUUCAUCCUGCACAAUAAAAUCACUUUCAGACCUGCACA